Staurois parvus is the source of this 276-nucleotide messenger RNA. The record is from the annotation of a GenBank genome assembly. NCBI's taxonomy places the organism in Eukaryota, Metazoa, Chordata, Amphibia, Anura, Ranidae.
GCCUUGUACCAUGUGAUCUCUGUGAUCAUUCACAGAUUUCACACGUAGUAAGUAAUGAUGUCAGGAAGUGACAUCUUGCUUACUACUAUUCAUGUGAUCACUGAUUGGCCAAUCAGUGAUAACAUGAUCGGGACCUCAGACAGAGGUCCCGUACAGCGAUCGGUGUUCUGCUGUGUCCUCCGGACACAGCGGGCACUGGAUAACGUGCGCUGUUUAGGAACGGCAACCUACUCCUGCACUGCUCGUUUAUAUACAUGGGCCGGACGGGAAGUGGUU